Messenger RNA from Siniperca chuatsi (mandarin fish), 2014 nucleotides. It is a transcript of the gene syt1b, whose product is annotated as synaptotagmin Ib. Gene Ontology annotation, cellular component: dense core granule; axon; synaptic vesicle membrane. The transcript has 8 exons. Lineage: Eukaryota; Metazoa; Chordata; Actinopteri; Centrarchiformes; Sinipercidae. Gene Ontology annotation, biological process: regulation of calcium ion-dependent exocytosis; cellular response to calcium ion; regulation of dopamine secretion. Gene Ontology annotation, molecular function: calcium ion binding; phosphatidylserine binding; clathrin binding. The coding region runs from base 312 to 1544 and encodes 410 amino acids. The record is from RefSeq and is a predicted model, not a curated record.
AGGAGAAGUCAUUUGACACUGAUGGUCAUACAGUGUCUAUAAGCAGAUUAUUGCUUCAAAUACAUCUGAUCAAUAGCAUUUAUGGAAACUCUGCUCUGCUCUGGUGUGUGUGUGUCUGUGUGUGUGUGUGUGUUCAUGUGUUUUCUUUGGAUGGUGAUUUUUGCACAUUUGGAGGGCAUUUACAGGUCUGCCUAUUUCUGUAAUAUUCCAUAUAUUGCACAAGUUGUUAUUGUGUAAGGGCUGAGCCAUCUUUUUCAGUGUCUCUGUUUUACUGACAAUUUAAUUCUGGAUCUGCUGUCACUCUUCAAGUAAUGACUGGAAACCGUCGAGCUGCCCCGGCUGCAGCGGGCACCCCCGCUACCCCAACCCACUUGUCAAAUGAACCAACCACCCCAGGCCAAAAACAAUCUGGAGGCCACACUCCCAAGAAGUUCAUGAGUGAACUGCGGAGCAUCCACAUGCCAUCGUGGGCUGUUGCUGCCCUUUGCAUCGUGAGUUUGUGUGUGGUGCUGUCGUGUGCUGUGUGUGUGUGGAAGAAGUGCUUGAAAAAGAAGGACAAAGAAAAGGACAAGAAAAAGGGAAAAGAGAAGGGCAAGGGAGGCUUUGACACUGAAAUGGAUGGAGGUUACAGUGAGCCGCUGAAAGAUGAAGGUAACAAAGAAACAGAGCUGUCAGAUAAUGAGCCCAAAGAGGAAGAGAAGCUGGGCAGGCUACAUUUCACAUUAGACUACAACUUCACAGAUAAUACGCUGGUAGCAGGCAUCUUGCAGGCUGCUGAGCUUCCUGCGAUGGAUGUGGGAGGUAGUUCUGACCCUUAUGUCAAACUCUAUCUGCUCCCGGACAAAAAGAAAAAGUUUGAAACCAAAGUUCAUAGGAAGACCCUCGAACCAAACUUCAAUGAGACUUUCACAUUUAAGGUACCAUACACUGAGCUGGGCGGGAAGACACUGGUGAUGACUGUGUACGACUUCGACCGUUUCUCAAAACACGAUGCCAUUGGAGCUGUGAAGAUACCGAUGAGCAGUGUGGACUUCAGCCAGUCUCUACAGGAGUGGAGAGAUCUGCAGAAGGCAGAGAAGGAGGAGAGUGAGCGGCUUGGAGACAUAUGUUUGUCCUUGAGGUAUGUGCCUACUGCAGGGAAGCUGACGGUGGUGAUUUUGGAGGCCAAAAACCUGAAGAAAAUGGAUGUGGGUGGAUUAUCAGACCCUUAUGUGAAGAUCCACUUAAUGCAGAAUGGGAAAAGACUCAAGAAAAAGAAAACAACGAUAAAGAAGAACACUUUGAACCCUUACUACAACGAGUCUUUCAGCUUUGAAGUGCCAUGUGAACAGAUAGAGAAGGUGCAGAUAGCAGUGACUGUGUUGGACUAUGAUAAGAUUGGGAAGAAUGACGCCAUCGGGAAGGUGCUGCUCGGUGGUAAAAGCACCGGGAGUGAGCAAUGCCAUUGGUCAGACAUGCUGGCUAACCCCCGGAGGCCAAUAGCCCAAUGGCAUAGCAUCCAACCAGAGGAUGAAGUCAACGCACUAAUUUCCAACAAGAAAUGAAACUGUGGCCUCAGUGGGCUAUGAAACCCUGCAGCAUAUACCUCAGCUACUUCCGUUUAUGUUCCUACCUCUCCCCUAAUCGCCCUAAAAAACCCUUUAAGCUACUUAACUAGGUAAAUCUACUCAAUAAUACCCUGUUUUACCCUUGACACUAUCCAAGUCACUCUUACCUUCUUCCUUCAGUAAUUCCCUCCACCUGCAACGAGUUUGGGUAGGAGGUGAAACAAAGAUGUAUCACUAUGUAUUGUGCUAUUAAACCAGAUGAGAUUUUUUUUAAACCUUUGUAUGUUUUUCUUCUGUUCUGUGCUGUUCAACAUGCAUGCUACACCUGAUAUAAACAUGAUUAACCUGCAGAGGGAGACAAUCCAAUGGAUAAUGAAAUGAGAUCCUCAUAUGACUGCUAUUAUGUCUCUACUCUACUUUCAUAAUAUUCACUGCUGCUUUUUGCUAGUUCAAAUCCUUUGAUUGUA